UUAUUGUUUGCCUGUCAGCGUCACAUGUAAUAGGUCGCUUCAGGUCCCAACACUUAAAAGUGGCUGCUGUGUGUGCAGAGGGUACAAGCCUGAAGUUGGAAUUCUUUUGGUAGUUGGCUGUUGAGAACAUUUCUUUUUCUUCUGGUUUAAUUGAAGUGGGGAAAAAAAAUAUGGACUCUGGAUUUUGUGUGAGGGUGCUGUUGCUCUCUCUAAGCUUUGGGCAGCUUACAAAAGCAUAUGGAGGCAGGAAUGUUAAACUUUACCCAAAAGCUGAGACCCAUCCUCAUAGUUACAAACCUGCUUCCAAUUAUGAGACCUCUGCCCCACCAAGAGUUUCUCUAGCUGGUUCAAGACUUCCUCAGACUGGCUUAUCCCAAAGUGCAAAGUCCUCUACUCAAGCUAGUUUCCAGGGUCAAAGUGAUCAUGGAAGGCAAGUAGAUGGUUACAGUCAACCAAGAAGUGUUUCUAGUUACAGGCCUGCUUCACUUUGGUCAAAUACCAGACAAGCCUCUCACCAGCCAGUGAAGGGUGUCUAUCAGGGUCAAGAUCGUGCAUGGGAAACUGUAUCACCCCGCAGCAACUUCGGGUCUGGUACCGUUUCAAGUGGGGCUAUUGAGAUGCACUCUGGACCCUUGGCCUCCCAGCAGUCGGGCUCCUCAAAUGUUCUCAAGGGCAAAGCAGGCAUGUGGGAUUCUCCCACUUCUCAGAGUGGAGCCGUGCCAAGGUCUAAUUCCUACUCGACCCAUGGGGCUACGUCGUAUGUCCCCCUGCAACCACGCAAGCCCCAUCCUAAGCCGGUUCUUGGCUUACUGUGGACUAUCGUCGCUUAUUUGGCGUCACUCUGAAAUCAAUAAACUGCUUGGAACUACCA
This is a messenger RNA of Menidia menidia (Atlantic silverside), 871 nucleotides long. Lineage: Eukaryota; Metazoa; Chordata; Actinopteri; Atheriniformes; Atherinopsidae. The record is from the annotation of a GenBank genome assembly.